Messenger RNA from Polychytrium aggregatum, 1006 nucleotides. RefSeq lists its product as uncharacterized. Lineage: Eukaryota; Fungi; Chytridiomycota; Chytridiomycetes; Polychytriales. The transcript has 4 exons. Bases 1 to 936 code for a protein of 311 amino acids. The record is from RefSeq and is a predicted model, not a curated record.
AUGGAUCCAAAUCUCUCUGCGGCGACCAGUGUCCUGGAACAGACCGAAGACUAUGGCGGAUUCCCAUGCUUCUGCUCCUUGCUGAUUCUGAUGAUUUUGGAGCGAGGCCAUAUCUCGACAAGGCUACUUGAGAAUCUCCUCGCAUAUAUGAUCUACAGCGGGUGUCUGGGCCUGACGAUCCAACUCUCGCGUCUUCAAAGCAGCAUAGCCCGGAAAGCAACCUGGAUAAUGAUGGGGCUGUCUCUGGGCAUCUACCAAGUCUUCAUUUGGACUUACUACCGUCUCUUUGACACAUGUGCCUGGGUCUUGCCAAAUAUCAACACGAGCAUCGCAAUUGCAGUCUUGGAUGUCUUUUGGAUCAUCGUCCAACUCGCCGUCAGCAUCCAGCUCGUGCGGAUCCUCAACAACCUGCAGGCACGGCCGUCUUCACCACCCGAUGAAGCCCCUUCCUCAACACCAGGAUUACUGUCUGCCUUUCGGCUCUCGGUGGCUCGGGCUCGCGGAUCGGUAUCGGGCCCGUUGCCCGAUUUACCAGCGACGCUGGCAACUUCGGCUUCUCCGCGGCCGUCUCAGCUCCUGCUCCAACUCCAGCCAUCUCCUCAGCCGCCUCCAUCGGCAAUGAAAGCAAAACUGUUCCGGAGCCAGUGCCGGAUCAUUCUCUGCUCUACCCUGCUCGGCACCUUUGUGUACACUAUUGGACUGAUCGAGCUGAUUAUGGGCAUGAGGCUAUUUUACAUGUUCGGGGUCUUGCAGUCGUUUUCGGAACUAUUGCUGGUUAUUACACUCAUCGAUCCUAAUCGACAGCCAAGUCCGACCGCACGCAUUGAUCGAGAGAUACGACCAAGUCCACUCAUCGACGAGCGGCUGGACACGGCACAAACGGCCUCUGCAGCUCCUCUCAUGAAGCAGGGAGUCAAGACGCAACAAGGUGUCUGAAAGCUGGCGGGAUGUAUUACGCCCAUUGGUGUGUGGACGGUGGCUCGGGUCGCUGGCUAUUCGCAAGUCC